AUGAUAAGAUCACAACGCUGCUACGAUCUUCAUACGCUUGGGCUCAGUGCGACGACGCUACCAAUAGCGGAAAAAUUUAAACAAGAGAUAUCCGUUCCAAAGCCGACCUCAUCACCAAGACCAUACGCGAAUAUUGAAGAAGCUGUUAGAAGCGUCAACAUCUCGAAGCCAACGGAGAUCACUCCAAUGACUUUGCUGAAGGCUGUCAAGAAGUGCGCUGUCAAAUACUGUUGCUGUUGUCUCGGCAUGUGCACGAAGCAACAAACUCGCGCAGAAUCCUACGGUUCGAUCAACGACUCUUCCUUUAUGAGGAAUCCAAAAUGCAUUGAGCUGAUCGACAAUGCCGAAAUCAACAUGGAUGAAGUCGAACAGCAAUCUACGAUUACAUCCGACACCGUAAAGAUCGAUCAAAUGCCUUUGAUUGUCAACGGCACCUUCGUCACAAAAAAGGUGCUUAAAAAUUGGGGCAUUAUGACGAAUGAGUUCAAAACCCUUCUCAAGAACAACGCCGAAAAGAAGAUCAAGAAGGUCACCGUCCAGUGCUCACUCCCGGAGGAGGACAACAUCAACGAGCAGUGA
Caenorhabditis bovis is the source of this 579-nucleotide messenger RNA. Lineage: Eukaryota; Metazoa; Nematoda; Chromadorea; Rhabditida; Rhabditidae. The record is from the annotation of a GenBank genome assembly.